AUGCAGUCGCCCUUGCGCCACUAUUUCGGAAUUGGUUGUGCCACUCUGUUGUGGUGCGCUAUUUUCAAUGGCAUCUGCUCUCCCGGAGUGGAAGCCAAGUUUCUCAAGGUCCAAAAAUUGCGGCCGAGUGUUUUUACCGACUGGAAAACAUGUGCGGCUUGCUGCGUGACGUACGGGGUCAACAAUGGUUGCUGUGGUUGUUCGGUAGAGACGUCUGCUACCUGUGCAGCAGCAGCUUCUGUAUGCGGACAUUUGGUAUAAUGAGUUUUUUUCAGAUUCUUUGCGAAGUUGCGAUUGGUAAUCCUACUCUCCCUCCUCAUUACUUUCCUUGGGGGCUUCAUUUUAUGUGCUUUCCAAGGUUCCUAGCAGGAGAAAAGUGAGAUAGAAUUUGGAGGUUCGCAACUUGCCUGCCUCGCCCUCUGAAGCAGAGCAUCUUUAAACCUUCAGACACUUGCUGGGUCUGACUACUUCGUGGCCACAAGAUGGCCGACGAUUAUGAUUUCGCCACGAUCCACAGCCUGAUGUAACCUGAAUGUUCGUCGUUCCUCUGUGUGUGCAGAUUGAGAUUGAACUGCUCAUGAUCGCGUCACUCCGUAAGGAUUAUCUUUUUUCUGUGUUUCGCUUGUUCUUUGGUCCUUACUGGGAGGAUAAAAACCGAUGCACAAGCUAUCAGAACGACAUUCAUGUUUUUCGCAGUAUCGUACUUGGUUGAGCCACGAAGGUCGUGACGAUGGAGAAACUGCAGAAGCAGCGUGUCUGCGGAAAACGGAUUGAGCUCGAAAAUGGCACUCUUUUUGGCUUCUUUUAGCACUUUCCGUCAUGACACACAUCGAUGAAGCGUCUGCUUCUCUUUAUCUGUGUGUUGAUCUCAUAAGAAUGUGCGACAGUUCUAUUCACAUUUUCAUCAUAUCUACAAAAAGGUCACUGAAAAAUAUAAUACUAAUACAGGGCUGGAAGUACUUCGUUCAAGCUACGCGCGACUCGCAGGUGUGACCACUCAACUGUGACAGAUGCUGCUCAGCGGGCGAGGUCCUACGACCCUAAUCACGGAAAAGCAAAGGCUCCAUCUUCUUGUUUGUCAUGAUGCAAACAAGGCCUCCCUACUUGAUGGUUUGCUUAGUGCGGCUCAUCCGCCAAUCGAAACUCUCCUGCAUAGUUCAGUUCAGAGGUUUAUUCAUCUUGGACAUGACUACAUUUUUGCGAGCGCGGCACAUUAUGGCUCGCUGUCCACUUACUUUGUUCCCCGGUCUUACUGCCCGCUCCUACUUGCAUGAGAUGCCCGCAGUUAAUAUGUUUCCCCACGGGGGCGGCAGAGCAAAACAAUGGCCACAGUAGACAAUGUCACACUUGAGAAGGUAAUGAGUGGCGAAUAUCACGUUACGAUCAACAAGAGUUACGCAAGCGUAACAGGACACAGGUUGUACACUCUUGCUUGGUGUUGGCAAUCGACAAAGGUGCGGCGCAUGUGCAUGUUUGUAGUCUAUACAGAGGCCGGACCUGCAGUUAAUGAAUUGCGACGCUUUGUCCCUCAGGCGGCUGCGCACCGUGGUGUCGCUGGUGCGUCGCCGUUUUUAUAUUUAGCAAUUGCACUUCGGGGCAGCCAAAUUCGAAGGGUUGCGCUGCCACUGCGACACGCUGGACACUAGCGCCGGAGCAGCUGCUACUUUUUGCACUGCCGGGCGCUCCCCUGGCCCAUCGGUAAUAAGUGUAUGGCCCGGGGGUUUGUGUUUUCGCACUGCAAACACGCGCGUCUGUAGUGAAUGUGUGGCCCAUGUGUAAUAAGUGCAUGGCCCGGUUUGUAGUUGUUGUGCUGCGCACUGAUUAGUUUCGCGUUGCCACCUGCGCCACGCGGCAACAGUGCCGCUUCACUCCCUAUUAACGCGACGGUGGGAACCCAGCGGGUAAGAUUGAAGGGCAGGCACAGGAUGGUGGAGGUUUUCGGGCAGAGGUGGAACUUGGUCCCGACGGACAAGUGAAGAAAGCAAAUAUCGGAUCUACGGGAGAAAAACUCUUUUGCAAUCCUACACUGGCGCCUUUUUGUUUUCGUGUAUGUGCAAUCCACUAGUAGCGGUAGCGGGAGGGCGAGCUCCCGUGGGUCGCUCUCUUGCAUUUGGUACCGCAUUGUUCAUGCUGCAUGUUAAGCCUGCCCCUGAGCAGUAAACGCGCAACGGGAAAGACAAGUGGAUUCUCCGGGAAGAAAUGCAAGAAGAAGCAGUAUUCUCCGGGAAAGACCAGUAUCUUUCGGGCUUUCUUCAUUCCUUGUUUGUAUGAUGUGCACCAAAUUUCAGUAUUGAUCUUGCGUAGCCGACACUGGCUGCUUCUAGUUGCAAAUUGAUUUUUUUCUAUGCAUAUCUGUUACUCCGGAAGGAAACGGGCCGCAACAGCAGCAAAUGAGACAGCGGAUCGUAGAUGAGCGGAAGGGGUUGGGUCAACUGAAGGACAAGUAG
This is a messenger RNA of Amoebophrya sp. A120, 2447 nucleotides long. The record is from the annotation of a GenBank genome assembly. Lineage: Eukaryota; Dinophyceae; Syndiniales; Amoebophryaceae.